CAGGUACAUCACGGGUGCUGAAAACUCACCGCCGUCGUCAACGCUGUUGCAAAAAGCCAUGGCGACCGUGGCCGUGACCUUUGUGGUGGAGUGCUCGUGCACCGAACACGGUGAGGAGGUCUAUGUGGUGGGUUCGCACAAGCGCUUGGGCGCUUGGGAUCCCAACGAGGCUCUUCGUUGCACCACCAGCGCGGACCGCUUCCCCCGAUGGACGUCCAGUCCGGUGAAUCUGCCCAAUGGCAGCAGGAGUGAAUUCAAGAUGGUGAUCCGCGGUCCCGGCGGCAAGAAAUGGGAGCACGGCCAGAACCGGCUCCUGGAAGUGUCCACCAAGGAGGUAAAGAUGUCGGUGAAUUGUUGUUGGGGUCAGCCUGGCUUCAACGAAGAUGGCGACCGUGUAGGGGAGCUGCCUGGUGACUUCCGCCGCGCCAGCUCCGGCGGCUCGGAGAGGGAUGGGCCGCUGACGAGGAUGAUGGAGACGGGAUCCUCCAUGAACCGCCGCGGCAGCCGGCACCUCUGCAAGACCCGUAACGGCUUGGUGAAUGAAGAGAUGUCCAGGACGCCCAGCUUGUUGCUGAUCGACUUCCGCCAGUUCCACGAAUCCGCCGUGGAGCAUGAAAAGGAGUUGGAUGCCAUUGAAGAACGAGCCAAGUUGAACAGGUUGCAGCGCAAGAUGAAGAGCACCCAGCUCAUCGAGCGGAUGGCCAAAAUUACGGACACAGUGGACCCAUCCAAGAUGGUCAUGCUACAAGGCUUCAACUGGGAAAGCUGGCGCGCCGGCGGAGGGGAUUUCUACAGCGCAGUGGGGAAGAAGGUGCAGCUCUUCCAUGAGAUGGGCUUCACCGAUUUGUGGCUUCCCCCGUGCUCACAGUCAGUGGCUCCGCAGGGAUAUUUGCCCUCGCAACUCUUCAACUUGGAUGGCUCGAAGUAUGGAUCACAACAAGCUCUGGAAGAUCUGUUGGAAAAGUGUCACAAGAACGGCAUCCGAUGCCUCGCCGACAUCGUCAUCAAUCACAGGUGUGGGGAUCGUCAAGACGCCCAGGGGCGCUGGAACCAGUUCUCCAGUGGGAUGCAGAACAGGCCCAGCUUCACCGGCGUGGCGGACUGGGGUGGCUGGGCCGUGACCUUGGGCGAUCAGUAUUCGGACGGCAGUGGAAUGCACGGCCCGGGGCACUUGGACGGUCGCUUCGAUGCUGCACCGGACAUUGAUCAUCGCAACCCCAAGGUGCAGGAAUCCAUAAGCAUCUGGCUGCGCUGGCUGCGUUUGCAGGUGGGUUUCGAUGGAUGGCGCUUUGAUUUCGUGAAGGGUUACGGUGCGGAGUUUGUGGGAAAGUAUUGCAGCAAGAGCCACCCCGCCUGGGCAGUGGGAGAGUUGUGGACGGACAUGCACUACGACUGCCACGGACUCUGCUAUGACCAGAACAAGCAUCGUCAGCAGUUGGUGGACUGGAUCAACGCCACCGGAAAGAAGUCCUCGGCCUUCGAUUUCACCACGAAGGGCAUCCUCCAGGAGGCCUGUCGUUUGACGCAGUUCUGGCGUCUGAGGGACCGCGAGGGCAAGCCGCCGGGACUCAUCGGCUGGUUGCCGCAGUACGCUGUGACCUUCAUCGACAACCACGACACCGGCAGCACCCAACGCCACUGGCCCUUCCCAGAUGACAAGGUCCUGAUUGGCUACGCGUACAUCUUGACCCAUCCUGGAAUUCCCUCGGUCUUCUGGGAUCACAUCAUGGAUUGGGGCGACGAACCGAAAAAGAAGAUCUCCGCACUGAUGAAAGCCCGGCGCGACUCAGGAAUUCCGGUGGAUGCCCCUGUGAACAUCCACUGCGCCGACGACACACUCUACCUGGCGGAGAUCGGCUCGCCACCGGGGCUGCGGGUGGCCCUGGGCCCGCGCCCGGCGGGGCAGCCGGAUAUGAACUAUUGGAGCAACGGCCCCAGCGGCCACGGCUGGCGCAUUUGGGUGAAGCGAAGCGCUUCCAGUACCAAGUACACCUCCCUGACCGCCUCGCCUGAGGCGACGCCGAUUGGAUCUCCCCGCGGCCGCGCCAAGAGGGAAGAAGCCCUGGGGCUUGGUCCAGACAUGUUGACCGCUGACACGCUGAAGAUCAUGGACGCACCCCAGUUGCAGAAGCUCAAGGAACGCUUGCAGGCCUUGCUGAAUGCCACCGAAAUGGCGCUGGCGCAUCGGAAGGCCAACGGGUCUCGCUAGUCACGUCCGCCACAGCCCGGGUCCAGUCGCGGCCCGCGGCAAUGGAUGGCCCCGGGUGACAGGUAAGCCUUGCUUCGGGGUGCGUUGUUCGAGU
Cladocopium goreaui is the source of this 2303-nucleotide messenger RNA. The record is from the annotation of a GenBank genome assembly. Lineage: Eukaryota; Dinophyceae; Suessiales; Symbiodiniaceae.